GAUUUUAGUCUGAGGCGAAGCUUCGGAGCGGCCGGUACUGUUGAGAGCGACAAGUGGAGGCGCCGCUCUAGCGGCCGGGACUCUGAACUAUGGCGGUAGGUACCGAAUCUGAGUUUAAAGCCAGGGAUAUUUUUCUGCUACGUUCCAACGGUGGGUGAACGGCUCCCAGAACCUUGUUCGUGUGUAUGUGUGUAGACAAAAUGGCGCCGCGGCCUUCUUCUGCGCCCGCCAUCAUGGCUGCCUGCUGUAGGGAGGGGGAAGUAAGGCGGUGUUGGUGGGGGUGGGGAGCCGCAGGGAGUGCCUUUUCUUUCCAGAACUUUCCUCCUCUCUUCCCCAACCCUACGUUCCUUUCGCCUCACUGAACUUCCUCCAUUUUCGCUUAUUCACCCUGGCUAGUGAUUUAUUCUAAGUUUUUUAGGGCCUGAGAAUUUGCGGUGGAGAAAGGGGCUGGGGAAGAGAAAGACGAUCAGGAGUGGUCUCUGAAAAGUAUUGGGUCAAAAAGGCAGUGUCUCUAAGGGGUAGUGUGGGAGAAGAGAGCGACUUGUAGCUAUUUUUUUUUUUUUGUACGCUCAAUGAGAUGCUCCUAGUUGCAUAAUUUCAAUUAGUGUUCGUCAGUAUAAACCUUAUUAUUGUGUAUUAACGAGCUGGGAAGGUAUUGCUGAAAGGGAGUGAAAAUUCAACUUAAAAGGUUGUGGAACUACCAAUUCUGACUGAUGCGAGGUUUCCGAAGUGGCCCGUGAUGUAAUCAAUUUGAAGUCCGAGAAGAAUUACACCCAGAGCACAUGUGAGGAGAGGCAGACCAUAUUUUGCAGCAGCACUGUGCCAAGGGGCUGUUUUCAUUAAAGAGGGUUAAUGACAUUAAGAUGAGGUUCUCACUUAGGCUAGUGAUACAGAACGAGAUGGACUAGCCCCAGAAAAGACAUCACCAGAUAGAGAUAAGAAAAAAGAGCAGUCAGAUGUAUCUGUUUCUCCUAGAGCUUCAAAACAUCAUUAUUCAAGAUCACGAUCAAGGUCAAGAGAAAGAAAACGAAAGUCAGAUAAUGAAGGAAGAAAACACAGGAGCCGGAGCAGAAGCAAAGAGCGUGCUUAUGCGCGAAGAGACUGAACUGAAGACGCUGCAGACUCAGAUAGCAAAAUAAUAAGCCUACUUCAUGAUAAGAACCAACUUCUUCUUAAAACAGGCAAGAAGACAUGAAUCCAAAGAUAAAUCCUCUAAGAAACAUAAGUCUGAGGAACAUAAUGACAAAGAACAUUCUUCUGAUAAAGGAAGAGAGCGACUAAAUUCAUCUGAAAAUGGUGAGGACAGGCACAAACGCAAAGAAAGAAAGUCAUCAAGAGGCAGAAGUCACUCAAGAUCUAGGUCUCGUGAAAGACGCCAUCGUAGUAGAAGCAGGGAGCGGAAGAAGUCUCGAUCCAGGAGUAGGGAGCGGAAGAAAUCGAGAUCCAGAAGCAGAGAGAGGAAGAAAUCGAGAUCCAGAAGCAGGGAAAGAAAACGGCGGAUCAGGUCUCGUUCCCGCUCAAGAUCAAGACACAGGCAUAGGACUAGAAGCAGGAGUAGGACAAGGAGUAGGAGUCGAGAUAGAAAGAAGAGAAUUGAAAAGCCGAGAAGAUUUAGCAGAAGUUUAAGCCGGACUCCAAGUCCACCUCCCUUCAGAGGCAGAAACACAGCAAUGGAUGCACAGGAAGCUUUAGCUAGAAGGUUGGAAAGGGCAAAGAAAUUACAAGAACAGCGAGAAAAGGAAAUGGUUGAAAAACAAAAACAACAAGAAAUAGCUGCAGCAGCUGCAGCUACUGGAGGUUCUGUUCUCAAUGUUGCUGCCCUGUUGGCAUCAGGAACACAAGUAACACCUCAGAUAGCCAUGGCAGCUCAGAUGGCAGCCCUGCAAGCUAAAGCUUUGGCAGAGACAGGAAUAGCUGUUCCUAGCUACUAUAACCCAGCCGCUGUUAAUCCAAUGAAAUUUGCUGAACAAGAGAAAAAAAGGAAAAUGCUUUGGCAGGGCAAGAAAGAAGGGGACAAAUCCCAAUCUGCUGAAAUAUGGGAAAAAUUGAAUUUUGGAAACAAGGACCAAAAUGUCAAAUUUAGGAAAUUGAUGGGUAUUAAGAGUGAAGAUGAAGCUGGAUGUAGCUCAGUUGAUGAAGAAAGUUACAAGACUCUGAAGCAGCAGGAAGAAGUAUUUCGAAAUUUAGAUGCUCAGUAUGAAAUGGCAAGAUCACAAACCCACACACAAAGAGGAAUGGGUUUGGGUUUCACAUCUUCAAUGCGAGGAAUGGAUGCAGUUUGAAAAUGAUCACACUUGUAAAGUUUGGGACUUAUAGACUUCUUGUUCUGAUGUCACGUCCUUGUUCACCAAACAGCUAGCACUCUAGCUUGCAUGGGUGUUGCAUUGACUUUAAUUUAUUGAAAAAUACAAAUUUUUGUAAAUAUCAGAUCAGUGAUACUGGUGUUAGUGUUGUAAUCAGGUUAAACCCACUUCCAUUAAACUUGACAGGACUAUAGAAGGACAAUAUUUUUUAGUUCAUGAAUUCUACUUUUCAAAUAUAUAAAAGCUGCAGGUGGGGAUAAAAUCUCAUACAUGGAUUUUUUCGUGUCCGCUGUCUUGUGUACUUUUGUACUUAACCUUGUACAGUUAUUUUCAUCUCUUGAAACAUGAAAGAAAUGUUAUGUAGAUGUUCUUUAGAAGAUCUGGCCAUUUGGUACAUAAUCCAGCACAGAUAAGCUGGGUGGUAAUGAUAAUAAAAAUGGUUUUCUCAAAA
Messenger RNA from Pan troglodytes (chimpanzee), 2754 nucleotides. RefSeq names its product arginine and serine rich coiled-coil 2 (gene RSRC2). The transcript is spliced from 12 exons. The record is from RefSeq and is a predicted model, not a curated record. Lineage: Eukaryota; Metazoa; Chordata; Mammalia; Primates; Hominidae. Bases 1152 to 2282 code for a protein of 376 amino acids.